GCAGGGAGGCUGAGCUGCCGCAGGAGGCUGCCGCUCGUGCUGCUCCGCGGGCACCCCGAAUCGUACCCGAACAGUCGACCGGUGAGGACGUGUCGCCGUCGAGCGGUCCCGGACGCACCGACCACGUGGACAGCGCGCGUCGUCUGCCGUGACAGUGUGUGACAGUGUGUGUGACAGUGUGUGUGACAGUGUGUAACAGUGUUUGCCCGCGUGACUGCGCGCGCGCGCGUGUGUGGGCCAGUGAAACAAGUGCGUGACACAGUGCGUGACGGGCUCAGGAUCGUCUUGGAUUAGAUCCUGAUGCUGCAUGCUGCCCGCCGCUGAGGACCGGUCCGUGCUGGGUCCCUUGGCCUCGCCCCUGGGCCCCCUGGGGACGGCGGUCGGCACCGUGGCGACCUACGAGACGCUCCCGCUGCCCCGGCAGCCCGGCCAGGGCGGCCAGGGCCAGGGCGGCUCGGCCGACGACAGCUCGCGGUCCUCCCUGUGCAGCGAGAGCCCGCCCCUCUCCAGGCACGGCAUGCUCGACCUGUCGCCCAACCCGUCCUCCAUGCUGUCCUUCCUCAACGCGGGCGCCGGGGGCGGCUUCCUCCUCGGCAACCCUCCCCUGGCCGCCCUACACUCCAUGACGGAGAUGAAGUCCAACGCCCUCUUCCCGCCCGUCAGCCACCUGAGCCCCAACUCGGGUAAGGCCAGCCCCAACGGGUCGUCCACCUCCUCGCACACGACGUCCUCGGGCGCGUCGGCCACCGCCAACCCCCACGGCAUCGACCACAUCCUGAGCAGGCCCCCGGCCGUCACCGUGCCCGGGGCCUCGCCACAGAGCAGAGGUUCACUGCCCCGCGGCUUCAGCGUCUCGGCGGGCAUGGCGGCGGCCAACAUGGCGGCCAACAUGGCCGCGGCCAGCUACUUCCAGCAGCAGCAACAGCAGCAGCAGCAGGCGGCCGUCGCGGCCGCGGCCAUGGGGAAGCACCCCGGCGGCCCGCACCACCACGGCGCCGGCGGCGGCCACCCGGCGCACCCAGGACACCACCCGCACCAGCACCCGCUGUCCGACCUCACCACGCGCUCCGGCAUCUACUGGCCGGGACUGCAGGGCCUCGUCAGCAACCCGCUCGUCUGGAGGGACAAGCUGAGCAACAUGUUCGGCAAUGUUUCAGUGGCCGGUGGCAAUGUGGGAGGAGUGGACAAGGACGGAAAGAAGAAGCACACCAGGCCAACCUUCAGCGGCCAGCAGAUCUUCGCGCUCGAGAAGACCUUCGAGCAGACCAAAUACCUGGCGGGACCUGAGCGAGCCAAGCUGGCCUACGCCCUGGGCAUGACCGAGUCGCAAGUGAAGGUAUGGUUCCAGAACAGGCGGACCAAGUGGCGCAAGAAGCACGCCGCCGAGAUGGCGACGGCCAAGCGCAAGCAUGAGGAGCAGGAGGUGGACGGCGACCAGGGCGACGAGUCCGACCCGGAGGCAGACGACGGCGACCGGAACACGCAGGCCCGGAAGCUGCGGAGGGAGCUGGCCAGGCAAGCCGAGGAGCUGCACGGCCACUGAAGCCAGAUCAAGACUGCGCCCCACUCCUAGUCAGACAGACGUUGGAAAACGUCUCAAAUUUAUUUUCGUUAUCAAGGAUGCGUCGGCCCGGCGGCCGGCUGUUUUCGUGAAGUUUCAAGAGUGAAGCAGCAGACGGCCGAAACAGCGGUGAAGGUGUUUGGUGUCCGAUUGGUUUGAUGUACAUAGUUAAGGGGUGGAAAGAAUAAGAAAUUAUUCAGCGCGUUGCCGGGGUCGCAUCAAAAUGUGACCCUUUUACGUGCUGAGUCGUCGGUUCGUGAACUGCGAUGUACUCAGUGACUGCAAUACCUUUCCUAAUAAUUUGUUUAAAAAUU
Molecule: messenger RNA, 1875 nt
Organism: Frankliniella occidentalis (western flower thrips)
Lineage: Eukaryota; Metazoa; Arthropoda; Insecta; Thysanoptera; Thripidae
Gene: HGTX
Product: homeobox protein Nkx-6.1
Exons: 4
Coding region: 308-1543 (411 amino acids)
Biological process (GO): cell differentiation; regulation of transcription by RNA polymerase II
Cellular component (GO): nucleus
Molecular function (GO): DNA-binding transcription factor activity, RNA polymerase II-specific; RNA polymerase II cis-regulatory region sequence-specific DNA binding
Source: RefSeq, a predicted model, not a curated record